Xenopus tropicalis (tropical clawed frog) is the source of this 2755-nucleotide messenger RNA. It is a transcript of the gene dnajc18, whose product is annotated as DnaJ heat shock protein family (Hsp40) member C18. Lineage: Eukaryota; Metazoa; Chordata; Amphibia; Anura; Pipidae. Gene Ontology annotation, cellular component: endoplasmic reticulum membrane. The record is from RefSeq and is marked provisional.
CUGGACUGUUGGCUUAUUGGGCUACUGAGUUAUGAGCUAUUACUAUGGGAAAUGCCAUGUUCUAUUCACUGUCUGAGUUCAUGUCCAACGCUUCCAUCAAACUAAAAGAUUGGGUGAAUCUCAUCUAGAUCCCACCAAGACUGGAGUUGAUGGACCUUCGUACAUGGGCUUCAACACUACAGACUCCCCUUUGGUCCAAACUCUUAGCGUCUCUCAAGCCCAGCUCAGCCCGUCCGUUCCUCGGGGACAAGGAUGGACCGACACCGGGCAGAAAAACUCAUCCAGAUUGCCCGAGAGUGUCUCCUGUUUGGGAAGAGUAGAGAAGCUCUCAACUAUCUCAGCCAGGCGCAGAGCAUCUACCCAACGCGAACCGCUGCCCGGCUGAUCAGCGGCAUCCGCGAGGCUUGGUUUCGGACGCAAAAUGGCCAUUCCGAACCGAGAUACCCCCAUUUUGAACAAAGGGAUUACUGGGGCGGCCACCACUAUGACUUUGGCUUCGGCGACGAGCCAACCUGGGAGGAGGAAGAAGAAGAAGAGGCAGAGGAAGAAGAGAGGCUGAAUUCUAGAAAGGAGGAGGAAGAUGACUACUACUCUCUGCUAGGAGUCAGCAAGGAUGCCAACGAGGAGACGGUGAGGAAGGCUUACCUCAAACUGGCCCUGAGGUACCACCCUGACAAGAACAGCUCCCCGGGGGCUACUGAGACCUUCAAGGCCAUUGGGAAAGCCUUCUCUGUCCUGAGCGACCCAGCGCAGAGGAAGAGCUACGACGAUGCCCAAGCCAAGGCGCGAGUGGUGUCCCAGCCAGACCUCACCACAGAGGACCUCUUUGACCUGUUUUUCAAGGGCCACUUCCCAGGGUACGCCUUCAGCCAGCAAUAUCAGCAGCCCAGGUCUACAAACAGGCGGCAGGGAGACAGGGGGCAAAGGUGGGAGGAAGAGGAGGAGGAAGAUGGCCGGCAGCAAUGGCGGCAGGGAGAGGACACGAGACAAGAUCGUGGGAGAGAAAGGAAAUGGAGCGAGGAGAGGCAAGGUGGAGGACCCAUGCCAAAAUGGUGGGAAAGGGAAAAAAAGCCUGAAAGUGGAAAGGGAAGAUGGAGCAAAAAUGCGAAGCAAGAUGGGAGGCAAUCUAAAGUGAACGAGGAAAAGAGAAACGAUGGAGGAAAGGGAAGGCCGAAGUGGCGGGAUGCAAAAGCACAGGACAACAGAAGGUCAAGGUGGAGAGAAGAAUUAGGACGGCAAGAAGCAAGAUGGACUCGGAGACAGGAAGAAGAUGACUCCAAUGCUGCGCGCCAAAAGAACGCUUAUUCUGCAUUCAUCCAAGUUCUGCCAGUUCUUCUCUUGGUGGUGAUCUCUGUGGUGGCCCAGCUGACCGCUACCACCCCAGGCUACAGCCUGCACCCUCGGUCUUCCUCAGGCCUGACCGUCUCAAGGGAAACGCAGACCCUAGGCAUAAUCUACUUUGUCCGGCAGGAUUUCGGAAGCCGUUACCAAGGCAAAGCCCUUGAGGAGCUGGAAAGGACGGUGGAGAAAGAGUACGUGGAGCACGCGCAGGCCGAAUGCUGGAAGGAGAAGCAGCAGAAGUCGGACUUGACCAAUCUGGCCAGACUGUACAGAGAUGAGAGACUAAGAGAGAAGGCGGAAAGCCUCAAGCUGGAGAACUGCCAAAAGCUAGUCAAUCUCAUAAAACAGAGAAAACCAGGAUGAGGCCCUUCAGACUGGGGUGUAGGGACAGUUGACUAUGGGAGAACAUGGUUGCUAGGUUCUAUUUGCAAGGAGACCUUUGGACAAGAAAAAAAAAAUAAACCUUACAUGGAUUUUACAAGAUUAGUUGUUGCCCGAAACUUUUUACUUGUGUAAACCCUUCCAGCAUCCCAUGGGCUCCAGCAGGUCCUUUCUAUGGAGCCUUCAACUCACUGGUGGCCAAAUGUCCCUUCCCAAGAGAACUUUCUCUUUGUAGAGUGCCAAGACCUUUCCAUUUAAGACUGAAAUAUUGGUUCCCUAAGGGAGAUACAAUCACUUGGGGUGCCAGUUUAUUAAGUGCCCCCCAUUGAGCCUAAAUGCUUCUGCCCCAAGGCUGAGGAACCUCUUUUAGAUAUAUAAAAAAUGCACUGGCCCCCAGUAAUUGGUUGGGAAGCCCUGCACUGCCAUCAUCUUCAUCUCCCAGAUGUUCCUGGGAUCCAGGGUGUGGGGUACGAGGGUGGCACUGUACCCCAGGAUUUGCUAGAACCGAGCUAGAACCUAUCUGGGAAAUAAAAGAUGGUGGCACUUCCCAGCCGGGUAUGAUGGGGGUAGUUUGUCCAAAAAUUGGCAGCCCCAGGUGGGACAACCAUUAUGACUGAACCUCUCAGUCCCAUAAAACACAUUAAUAUAUUAUUUAUAAAAGGGUACUCAGCCCAAACAAGUAUCCGUUGAGAGUUGUAGUUCGGCCAAUGUUCGUUAUGGCACCAACAGUGCUCUGAAUUUUAUUUACCAAUGGCCAAAGGGGGGCGAUAUUUUUCUUGGCACCGAUCUCUUCCUGUGGAGGCCAGAUUCCACCUUCCUGUCUAGUUGGGAAGAGUCAUUUUUAAAGGGGAUAUCAACCCCAAAAAUGAAAAAAAAAAUGUUCCCACUGCCGGCUUAGGGCGGGGCUUAAAUGCCAGGUUGAGCAAUUGGCUUUGUUAAUAUUUAUUUUGUGUAUUUAGGGUGAAAAAUCUGUGUUAUAAAAAUGCAGUUUAUUUAUUAAACUGGUGCCAUAAACCAUUAUUGAUUCACCAAA